Molecule: messenger RNA, 2400 nt
Organism: Lagenorhynchus albirostris (white-beaked dolphin)
Lineage: Eukaryota; Metazoa; Chordata; Mammalia; Artiodactyla; Delphinidae
Gene: COQ8B
Product: coenzyme Q8B
Exons: 17
Coding region: 423-2006 (527 amino acids)
Biological process (GO): ubiquinone biosynthetic process
Cellular component (GO): extrinsic component of mitochondrial inner membrane
Molecular function (GO): kinase activity
Source: RefSeq, a predicted model, not a curated record
GCUCCUCCCGUCUCCAUUCGCGCGGUGAACCGCGAGCGCCUGGAGCUAGUCCAGGUUAGGUGUGGGGCGCCGGGAUCGUGGUCCCGAUCAGUGGGGCCCCUCGCAGCACCCUCGCAAUUACCCCUACGUCCCCACACCCUUGAGUGACUAGUGUAGUCUCCCUAUAACCCCCGGCGACGAGUCCGGCAGCGCGCCCAUUCUUCACGCAGCGCCGGGAAGGACUUUCGAAGAGUUGGGAAUUCUACUUGCGCGCUGUACUUACCGCUUUGUACCCAAAAUCUUGUAAGGUAGGAUUGAUCAUCAUCCCCAUUGCACCGCCAAGGAAACAGAGGCACAGAAAGGCAAAGCGAAGCCAGCACCAAGAGGGCAAAGAUUUUUGCCUGUAUUGUUCCUUGCUGUGUCCCCAGUGCCUAGAAAAGCAAAUGACAAUGUGGCUGGAGGUGGGGGGCCUACUACGGGGGACCUGUGGACAGUGGGGCCGGACUACUGGUCGGCCUUGUGGGGCCCUGGGGCCUGGGCCCCUCUGCUGGGGGCCAUGUGGGGGUCCUUGGACCCAAAAGCUUCACCAGGAUGGGCCUGGCAGGGGCCUGGGUGAGGAGGACAUUCGCAAGGCACGGGAGGCCCGGAUCAGGAAGACAGCCCGGCCCCAGCUGAGUGACCGUUCUCGAGAGCGCAAGGUGCCCACCUCCCGCAUCAGCCGCUUGGCCAACUUUGGGGGACUGGCUGUGAGCUUGGGGCUGGGAGCACUAGCUGAGAUGGCCAAGAAGUCCCUGCCCGGAGGACGUGUACAAUCAGAGGGAGGCUCCCGGCCGGGCUCCAGCAUUUUCCUUUCGGAGGCCAAUGCCGAGCGGAUUGUGCAGACCUUGUGUACGGUUCGGGGGGCUGCCCUCAAGGUUGGCCAAAUGCUCAGCAUCCAGGACAACAGCUUCAUCAGCCCCCAGCUGCAGCGCAUCUUCGAGCGGGUUCGCCAGAGCGCCGACUUCAUGCCCCGCUGGCAGAUGCAGAGAGUUCUGGAAGAGGAGCUCGGCAGGGACUGGCAGGCCAAGGUGGCCUCUCUGGAGGAGGUGCCCUUUGCUGCUGCCUCAAUCGGGCAGGUGCACCAGGGCGUGCUGAGGGAUGGGACAGAGGUGGCCGUGAAGAUCCAGUACCCAGGCGUCGCCCAGAGCAUCCAGAGCGACAUCCAGAACCUGCUGGCAGUGCUCAAGAUGAGCGUGGCCGUGCCGGAGGGCCUGUUUGCAGAGCAGAGCCUGCAGGCCUUGCAGCGGGAGCUGGCUUUGGAAUGUGACUACCGUCGUGAGGCGGCUUGUGCCCAGAACUUCAGGCAGCUGUUGGCAGACGACCCCUUCUUUCGGGUGCCAGCCGUUAUUCAGGAGCUGUGCACGACACGGGUGCUGGGCAUGGAGCUGGCUGGAGGGGUCCCGCUGGACCAGUGCCAGGGCUUGAGCCAGGACAUCCGGAACCAGAUCUGCUUCCAGCUCCUGAGGCUUUGUCUUCGGGAGCUGUUUGAGUUCCGAUUCAUGCAGACGGACCCCAACUGGGCCAACUUCCUGUAUGAUGCCUCCAGCCACCAGGUGAUCUUGCUGGACUUUGGUGCAAGCCGGGAAUUUGGGACUGAAUUCACAGACCAUUAUAUCGAGGUGGUGAUGGCUGCAGCCAACGGAGACAGAGACCGGGUCCUGCAGAAAUCACGAGACCUCAAAUUUCUCACAGGCUUUGAGACCAAGGCAUUCUCGGACGCCCACGUGGAGGCCGUGAUGAUCCUGGGGGAGCCCUUCGCCACCCAGGGCCCCUACGACUUUGGAGCGGGCGAUACUGCCCGCCGUGUGCAGGGCCUCAUCCCUGUGCUGCUGCAGCACCGGCUUCGCCCACCGCCUGAAGAGACCUAUGCCCUGCACAGAAAGCUGGCAGGGGCUUUCCUGGCCUGUGCCCGCCUCCACGCCCACAUCGCCUGCCGGGACCUCUUCCAGGACACCUACCACCGCUACUGGGCCAGUCGCCAGGCAUAGCCACUGCCCGAAGCCUCCUAACCAGAGGGAUGUCUGCUCCGACCCCUCAGAGACUCCAUCUCGGGAUUCCAGCCCCAUAGCAGGCCAUCCCCUGCUCUGAGGCCUCCUUCCCUCUCUGCUGCAGGUCUGGGGACCCACCUUGGGCUUGGGACUAGGGAACUCCAGCUUCAUAGCCCCGUUUCCUGCUCUCCCCACUCCAAAGGGAGCAUCCAGGAACUCCACCCAGCUAGUAAUUUAUGUCUGCCAACAUGUGACAGAGCCUUAGGCCCCCCCGCACUGCCAUUGUGGAGAUCAGACUCACCUAGACGGGGAGACCCUGACCUCUGCGUCAGGUCUCCCCCAGAUGUGGCCGGUGUUUGAAUCUUCGGUCCUAAUAAAAGUGGCCCUCCCCUUC